GUACUACCUCAUCAUCUCGACGACGACUUUCGAAAUUUGAUUAAUUGCAUGCCUGUCGAUUACACGCACACCGUAAUUGCGCGAACUACGAGUAGCUGGCUUCUACACGAAGCUCGUACCUUUAUUUCUCAGGGAAUUCCGUCAACGCUCCGGACGUCAGCCUACGACAACUCGGGCAUUUGGUACGAGAUGUACACCAGCCUUAUCGAGAGAAUCAAGCGUCACAUCACUGAGAGCAAGCUCGCGGCUACGAAGUUCGAACUUAUAUAUAAGGACCAAUCCGCAUCCAUCUCUCUUAAAACCGACGCAGUCAUGGGCUUGACCGCCCUGACGGAGAUUCACGUUGCUCUCUAUAACGCCCUUAACCACGAAGAGUCUCGCCGUCUCGCCGUCAACGCCGCAAUAGAAAUAAUCAGUAUCUCUGACGGCCUCCCCAAGGACAGGUAUGACCUCCUGGACCACUUAUUCUUGGUGUGUUGGAAGACCGUCAGAGAAGUGCUGCAACAAGAACAAGCUCGCUUACUUGGCGCGAAUGCUGAUGAUACUUCAACACAAACGGCGGUUUACGCAGGGACUAUUCCAUCGUUGUUGACGGCUCUCCGAGAGUGCAUUCGACGCUUGAGGGCAGUGGCUCCGUUCGGUCAGCGUCCCCAGUGACUGUAAUUUGUACUGUGAUCCUCGAGUUUGUUGUACCCCACUCUCCAUACUUACUCCCCAUCUAUUAUGUCCCGACUUCUACUAAUAACCUCUAAUACCUGUAUAAUAUAAGUUUCAGGAUACAGAAC
Messenger RNA from Stereum hirsutum FP-91666 SS1, 785 nucleotides. RefSeq lists its product as uncharacterized. Bases 49 to 657 code for a protein of 202 amino acids. NCBI's taxonomy places the organism in Eukaryota, Fungi, Basidiomycota, Agaricomycetes, Russulales, Stereaceae. The record is from RefSeq and is a predicted model, not a curated record. The transcript is spliced from 4 exons.